Meriones unguiculatus (Mongolian gerbil) is the source of this 1029-nucleotide messenger RNA. It is a transcript of the gene Utp11, whose product is annotated as UTP11 small subunit processome component. Gene Ontology annotation, cellular component: small-subunit processome; nucleolus. The record is from RefSeq and is a predicted model, not a curated record. Gene Ontology annotation, biological process: rRNA processing. NCBI's taxonomy places the organism in Eukaryota, Metazoa, Chordata, Mammalia, Rodentia, Muridae. The transcript has 8 exons. Bases 102 to 863 code for a protein of 253 amino acids.
UAGCUUGCGGCUGGGCCUGUUUCCGGUAGGCAGAACCGGCGCCUCAGGUAGUGUUGCUUCGGCGGUGGAGUUUGCUGAGCGUUUUCUGGACUUCAGGAGGCAUGUCGGCGGCUUUUCGCAAGGCAGCCAAGUCCCGGCAGCGGGAACACCGAGAACGAAGCCAGCCUGGCUUUCGAAAACGUCUGGGUUUGCUGGAGAAAAAGAAAGAUUACAAACUUCGUGCGAAUGACUAUCAUAAAAAGCAAGAUUUCCUCAGAGCUCUCCGGAAGAAGGCUCUUGAAAAAAAUCCAGAUGAAUUCUACUAUAAAAUGACUCGUGUUAAGCUUCAGGAUGGAGUUCAUAUUAUCAAAGAGACCAAGGAAGAAGUAACACCAGAGCAGCUAAAGCUGAUGAGAACUCAGGAUAUCAAAUACAUAGAGAUGAAAAGGGUUGCGGAAGCAAAGAAAAUUGAAAGACUGAAAUCAGAGCUCCAUCUGCUGGAUUUCCAGGGGAAGCAACAGAAUAAGCAUGUGUUCUUUUUUGACACCAAAAAGGAAGUUGAACGGUUUGAUAUUGCGACCCACUUGCAAACGGCCCCAGAGCUAGUUGACAGGGUCUUUAAUAGACCCAGGAUCGAGACCUUGCAGAAGGAGAAGGUGAAAGGAAUUACACCCGAGACUCGACUCAAGGGGAUAGCUAAAGAAAGACAAAAGCAGUAUGAUUGCUUGACACAGCGGAUUGAACGGGAGAAGAAGCUGUUCGUUGUUGCACAGAAAAUUCAAACACGCAAAGAUCUUAUGGAUAAAACUAAGAAGGUGAAGGUGAAGAAAGAAACAGUGAACUCCCCAGCUAUUUACAGAUUCCAGACUCGCCGAAAACGUUGACAUGUUAAAAAUAAGCCUCAUCAUUCUGCAUUGAAAAGAACUUUUUUUUUUUUUUGUAAUGACCUUAGACUUUAUUAGUUCAAAUGGUUUGGUUUUUAAUCAUGACUUCUUGUCAACCUGAUACUUGAUAUCUUUCUAUGAGAAUAGUAAAGCACCUUUCCCAGUA